AUGUCACUUCCAGACCGUAAGGUUCAGCAAUACAUCACAGAGCGCCAACAAAGCUUCACCGAUGGCUUCAACAAUGCCUCUGUCCCAGCACUCAUGGCCAUGUUCGCCGAAGACGUUGAAUUCAACGACUAUGCUAUGGGCGUGCUCAACCUAAACCGCACUUCCCUUGAAGAAUACUACUCCGAGAUGGUGGCAACAUUCCGAAACAUUAACAUCCGUACCAAGUCCAUCAGCGGAAGCGAGCACUUUACUGCCUGGGAGUGGGAUCUCACAAUGUACGCGUUGCCUUCUGAGGCGGCUGCGGAGCUGGACAACAAGACUAAGAAUACUACUGGCAAGGAGGUUAAUAUGGUAGGCGUUAGUUUAAUGUGGUGGAACUCAGAGGGAAAGAUUAUAAAAAAUCAUGACUAUGGGAAGGAGGUGCCUAAUGCGGAGUAA
Messenger RNA from Fusarium sp. VM40, 438 nucleotides. Lineage: Eukaryota; Fungi; Ascomycota; Sordariomycetes; Hypocreales; Nectriaceae. The record is from the annotation of a GenBank genome assembly.